Molecule: messenger RNA, 2335 nt
Organism: Zonotrichia albicollis (white-throated sparrow)
Lineage: Eukaryota; Metazoa; Chordata; Aves; Passeriformes; Passerellidae
Source: RefSeq, a predicted model, not a curated record
GCGGGGCUUGAAUCCACCCCACAGAGUGAAGUCGAUUUCAAUGACUACGUUCACACAACAGGAAAUAGAAUUUCUGCAGAAACAUGGAAAUGAAGUGUGCAAACAGAUUUGGCUCGGCCUAUUUGAUGAUAGAUCAUCAGCAAUUCCAGACUUCAGGGAUCCACAGAAAGUAAAGGAAUUUCUACAGGAAAAAUAUGAAAAGAAAAGAUGGUAUGUUCCUCCAGAGCAAGCAAAGGUGGUGGCAUCAGUCCAUGCAUCCAUCUCGGGCUCUUCUGCCAGUAGUACAAGCAGCACGCCUGAGGUGAAGCCGCUCAAAUCUCUCUUGGGAGAAGCUGCACCCGCACUGCACUUAAACAAGGGCACACCUAGCCAAUCUCCUGUUGUAGUUCGAUCUCAAGGACAGCAGCAACAAGAAAAGAAACAAUUUGACCUCCUCAGUGACCUUGGCUCAGAUAUCUUUGCUGCUGCCCCUCCUCAGUCAACUGCUACAGCGAAUUUUGCUAAUUUUGCACACUUCAACAGUCAUACAGCGCAGAACUCUGCCAAUGCAGGUUUUGCAAACUUUGAUGCAUUUGGACAGUCUAGUGGCUCGAGUAAUUUUGGAGGUUUCCCCACAGCAAGUCAGUCUCCUUUUCAGCCCCAAAAUACAGCGUUCAGAACGCUUUCAUCUAGCUGCAGUUUUGGUGAAUUUACUUCAGCUUUUCCUCUCCAGGCUGUACACAGUGGAAGUGCUGGAUCAGUGAAUGCUAAUUUUGCUCACUUUGAUAACUUCCCCAAAUCCUCCAGUGCUGAUUUUGGAUCCUUCAAUGCUUCUCAGAGCAACGCCACAGCAACUGCAGCCAGUAAAGCUGCAGUGAAUAAACUGAAUCUUCAGUCAGCUGACAAAUAUGCAGCUCUUGCUAAUUUAGAUAAUAUCUUCAGUGCAGGGCAAGGUGGGAGUGAGCAGGGAAGUGGCUUCAGCACAGCAGUGUCCUCAGCAGGCCCUGCCCUGUCAGCCCCCAACCAGUCAAGUGCAUCUUCGGACAAGUACGCGGCGCUGGCGGAGCUGGACAGCGUCUUCAGCUCCACGGCCACCUCCAGCAACGCCUACACCGCCACCAGUAACGUCAGCAGCAAUGCUUUUGGAACAGUACCUGUAGCUGCUACAGCACAGACGCAGCCUGCAUCUUCAAGCGUGCCUGCUCCAUUUGGAGCAACGCCUUCCACAAAUCCAUUUGUAGCUGCCCCUGUUGCCCCAGUGGCACCUUCAACAAAUCCAUUCCAGACCAAUAGCCGAGGAGCAACAGGCCUCUCGGGAGCAAUGCACUCUCACAUAUUUCCUCAGGCUCAUUUUGCAGCAACAUUUGGUACUGCAUCCAUGAGCAUGCCGGCAGGAUUUGGAACUCCUGCCUCCUACAGUCUUCCUACUAGUUAUAGUGGCAACUUCCAGCAGCCCACGUUCCCAACCCAGGCAGCUUUCCCUCAACAGACUGCUUUUGCUCAGCAGCCAAAUGGAGCAGGUUUUGCUACAUUUGGGCAAGCAAAGCCUGUAGUAACUCCUUUUGGACAAGUUGCAGCUGUUGGAGUAUCUAGUAACCCUUUUAUGGCUGGUGCACCAACAGGACAAUUUCCAACAGGAAGCUCAUCAACCAAUCCUUUCUUAUAGCCUUAUAGACACUUUACCCAAAAGAACUCUUAUGUGGUCACAUAACAUCUCUGCGCCUCUUGCACUGUUGUCUUGUUUCACUGAUAUUAGCUUUAAACACAAAAGAAGUCUUUAAGAAGUAAAAAUAAAAGCCUGCAUUGUGUACCUUUAAAAAGUUUCAAAAAGGAAAAAAAACCACCACCCAACACAAAAAGCAAGAAAACCAACCCCCCACCAGGUAAUAACGUGCAAAACAGAGGGCUGUGGUUACAUCCUUGAACCUGUGAAGUGGCAGGUACAAAGUAGCGGUAUCAUGUGUAUUACAAUUGGCUAAUAAGUUAUUGCAGAUACCACACUCAUUAUGCUGCAGUACUGUACAUAUUUUUCUUAGAAAAUAGCUAUUUGUGCAUAUCAGUAUUUGUAACUUUAACACAUUGUUAUGUGAAAAUGUUACUGGGGAAUAGAUCAGCCACUUUAAGGUGCUGUUGUAUCUCUUGGAAUGAAUGAGCUGCAUCAUUUUAACCAUUGGUAUUGGAAGUCACGAAGUUAAAUUGAAGGUUUGUUCAUUUCUCAAAAUGUUUUCCUUUCCUAAGAGCUCUUCUAUUUAUACAUGCCUAAAUCUCUAAUGUUAGAGGGAUACCUGUCUGCAUAAUAAAGCUGAUCAUGUUUUGCUACAGUUUGCAGGUGAAAAAAUAAAUAUUAGAAAAAAAA